This is a messenger RNA of Zymoseptoria tritici IPO323, 1494 nucleotides long. RefSeq lists its product as uncharacterized. Gene Ontology annotation, biological process: protein phosphorylation; regulation of mRNA processing; spliceosomal complex assembly. Gene Ontology annotation, molecular function: ATP binding; protein kinase activity. NCBI's taxonomy places the organism in Eukaryota, Fungi, Ascomycota, Dothideomycetes, Mycosphaerellales, Mycosphaerellaceae. The record is from RefSeq and is a predicted model, not a curated record. The coding region runs from base 1 to 1230 and encodes 409 amino acids. The transcript is spliced from 3 exons.
AUGUGGAAUCCACUUCUUCGCCAUGCAUGGAAACCUCUACUAUUUCCCACGAAGGGCGUUCCCUUCUUACCAGCCGAAUCGAGGAUCGAAGAAGAGACUAUCCCCGGCUAUGUUGCAUCACGAUACUAUCCAGUCCGAAUCGGAGAAAUCUUUCAGGAUCGCUACCAGAUUGUGGGUAAAUUGGGAUAUGGGAUUUCUUCAACCGUUUGGCUAGCGCGAGAUACAGAUGAAUGCCAACAUGUCGCGCUCAAAGUCCACAUCCACGACGAAGCGAUGGGAUACGCACUGAACACGGAGCUGGACGUCUACAAGCGAAUCGAAAAAUCACCAAGGCACCAUCCAGGCCGCCGCGCAGUGCGGAAUUCCCUCGACUCUUUUCAUGUCGAUGGGCCCAGUGGACGGCACAUUUGUUUGGUGCAUCCACCGUUGUGGGAAAGUCUGCUGAAUAUCAAACAUCGCAACGACGUAGGAAGACUUCCGGCAGAAGUUCUGGCUUUGGUGCUGAAGCGCUUGUUUCAUGCCUUGAUGCUCCUACACGAGGAAUGCCAUGUGGUCCAUACGGAUAUCAAAGAAGCCAAUAUUCUGCUCGGUGCCGACUCGUCUGUGUUGGCUGAGUUUGAGGCCGAAGAACUCAAUAAGCCUAGUCCCAGGAAAGAAGUUGAUGGAAGUAUCAUCUACCAGACUCGGAGAUUAGGCAUGCCGAGAAAUUUCGGAGCGCCGGUGCUGUGUGACUUUGGCUCGGCGGUACCAUUGGAUGAUGGGCGAGAGCAUCUUGAAGACAUUCAGCCCGAUGUAUAUCGGGCACCAGAAGUCAUUCUGGACAUUCCGUGGACAUACAGCGUGGACAUCUGGAACGUAGGAUGCAUCAUAUGGGACGCCUUCGAAGGCGAGCACCUCUUCACAGGCCGAGACCACGAAAUCGGAACCUAUCGAUCAAGAGCUCAUCUCGCCGAGAUCAUCGCCCUGCUUGGUCCUCCGCCUGCAAUUCUUCUUGCCAGGGCAAAUUUGAGGAGUAAGUUCUUCUCUGAACAAGGCGAAUUCGUCGCGAGUGGUCCCCUUCCCGCUCCGAGACCGCUCGAGCAACGGGAGACGUCUAUUCAGGGCGGAGGUGAUGUCGAGGACCGUGAGUGCUUCCUUCGCUUUAUGCGGAAGAUGUUGCAAUGGGAGCCGGAAAAGCGGAGUACGGCUAGAAGGCUGGCGGACGAUGAGUGGAUUUUGAAGCAUACCUGACGAGACGAGCUUUGAGCACCGGACUUGUGCGUGCUACUGACUAUUGUAGACAUGACGCCUGACGUCUCCAAUGACCGAUGUUUAGUGCGAAUGGCGGAUGAUCGAGCUGCUCGGUCUUGUCUCAUCUACUGGACGCUUGCCAUGAUGCAGCUCAGGCUCCGACAUAGUCGAGUUCGCUUCCUUCACUUGGAUAGUAUGCGAGCACGCGGACGCCCCUACGACGUCUGGUUGACGCCUCGCCGAUGUCAGACAGGCACUCGUUUG